Lodderomyces elongisporus is the source of this 318-nucleotide messenger RNA. RefSeq names its product Sm-like protein (gene SNP3). The transcript has 2 exons. Gene Ontology annotation, biological process: mRNA splicing, via spliceosome. Gene Ontology annotation, molecular function: RNA binding. Gene Ontology annotation, cellular component: Lsm1-7-Pat1 complex; U6 snRNP; P-body. Bases 1 to 318 code for a protein of 105 amino acids. Lineage: Eukaryota; Fungi; Ascomycota; Pichiomycetes; Serinales; Debaryomycetaceae. The record is from RefSeq and is a predicted model, not a curated record.
AUGUUAUUCUUUAGUUUUUUCAAGACCUUGGUAGACCAAGAGGUGACGGUUGAACUCAAAAACGAUAUGGAGAUCACGGGAGUGCUAAAAUCCGUUGAUCAAUUUCUUAAUCUCAAGUUGGACAAUAUCAAGUGUAACAACGGAGACAAGUAUCCAUACCUAGAAGCAGUAAAGAACUUGUUUAUCAGAGGCUCAACUGUGCGAUAUGUGCACAUAAAUCCCAACUUGGUCGAUUGCACAUUGCUUCAAGAUGCAUCGAGGAGAGGCUAUGGUGCAAGCAUCGAAAUGAUUACAAGGCCGAAAUGUCUAAAGAAAUAG